Messenger RNA from Gopherus evgoodei (Goodes thornscrub tortoise), 1136 nucleotides. It is a transcript of the gene TMX4, whose product is annotated as thioredoxin related transmembrane protein 4. The record is from RefSeq and is a predicted model, not a curated record. The transcript has 8 exons. NCBI's taxonomy places the organism in Eukaryota, Metazoa, Chordata, Testudines, Testudinidae. The coding region runs from base 1 to 1014 and encodes 337 amino acids.
AUGGCGGCGGGCGCGCGGGGAGCCAGGCCUGGCGCCGCGGUGACAGCGCUCCUGGCCGCCUGGCUGGUGCUGGCGCUGGGCCCCGCCGCCGCCUCCCGCCCCUCCCAGGUGGGCAGCCCCGGCGAGCAGCGGGGCCGCGUGCAGGUCCUGAGCGCCGCCAACUGGAGCCUGGUGCUGCAGGGCCAGUGGAUGGUGCAAUUUUAUGCACCUUGGUGUCCAGCGUGCCAACAGAUUGAGGCAGCAUGGGAGAAUUUUGCAAAAGAAAGUGACCAUCUAGAUAUCACUGUAGGAAAAGUGGACGUCACUCAAGAACCAGGUUUGAGUGGCCGUUUUUUUGUCACCACACUUCCUACUAUUUACCAUGCGAUGGAUGGAGUAUUUCGCAGAUAUCGUGGCUCAAGGACGUCAGAAGACCUUCAAGGCUAUAUCUUAGAGAGAAAAUGGGAAGCUGUAGAACCCGUAGCUGGAUGGAAAUCCCCAUCUUCUAUAAUGAUGCAUGGAAUGGCAGGUCUUUUUCAUUUCUCUGGAUGGAUCAGGCAAAUUCACAGCUACUUCACAGGCACUCUUGGAAUUCAUGUCUGGGGUUCUUAUGCAAUCUUCAUUUUAUCCACUCUGUUGAUUGGCCUGAUCCUGGGUUUGAUAUUGGUUUUGAUUGCAGACUGCCUUUGCCCUUCCAAGCCUAGGUACAGAGAAGAAGCAUCCGUAGAGUUGAUUGAAAAGGAGAAUGCAGAGCUUACAGCAGUAGAAGAGGUGGAAGAAGAUGAAGAGCUUUCAGCAAAUGAGUUAGAAGAGGAUGUAGAGGAAAAGAAGGACAUUUCAGAUGGGGAAGAUGGAGCCAAAUCAAGUGAAGAGGCCAAUUCAAGUGAGGAUGGCUCAGAAGAGGAGGACUCUGCCGUUGAUGAAGGAUCAGGGACAGAAGAGACAGAAGACAUCUGUGAACAACAUCCAACUGAUUCGGAGACCCAAAGCUCAGUAAGGCAACGUAAAAGCCAGGUGGCUGACAAUGGACUAUAGUUUCCUUGGUGUUUUCCAUAAACUCGGACCAAAGAAAUAUCUGGGGCCCUUUUGGUCUGCAGCUGAAGCCAAACACUUGAUUUGUAACUUGUGUUUACGUAAAGCAAAACCUUUGCUCUGCA